GCACAGUGCCGCGCUUUCAGCUUCUCAUACAACGUUAUUUAUACUUUUUAGACCCUGAUUAAUGUGACGCUUUGCUGGAAUUAUAUCAGAGAAGGACUCUUAUUUACAAAAGAUUUGUGGACUUGUCUUCUAAGGUGCCAGGAUGAAGUCCAGAGCAAAAGCAGGAAAGCUGUCCACAAGGCCCUGGUCUGACCCAGAGCCUGAGCUGGAAGUAGACACAGAAGCAGAGGCUGUCUCCAGUGAACCGGAGGGCUCUGAGGACUCCUGGAGGGGUUCCUUGAGAAGUAGCGGACCCAAACGCGGUGCAGGAGGAGGUGGGCGGCGGAGGAAGAGGACACACGGCACCAGCUCCAAAGAACGCAGCAUCCGACGACUAGAGAGCAAUGAGAGGGAACGCCAGCGCAUGCACAAACUCAACAACGCCUUCCAAGCCCUGCGAGAGGCCAUCCCACACGUGAAGACAGACAAGAAGCUGUCCAAAAUUGAAACCCUCACUUUGGCCAAAAACUACAUCAAAGCCCUGACCACAAUCAUCCUGGACAUGUCAGGAGCCUGCUCGCCCAACAGUGCAGCCCAGGCAGAGAGCAACACGGCCAAACUGCUACAGUGUUACCAGCAGCACCUGGAGGAGGAGGGAGAGGACGAUCUCACUCAGUACCUCACACAAAUACAGGACAGCUUCAGCCAGAACAGCUAACACAACGUAAGAGACUUAAAGGUGUACUAUGUAAUGACCUUUGUGGAUAAGCGUCCACCAGCUUCUCGUCUCUGUGGAG
This is a messenger RNA of Periophthalmus magnuspinnatus, 776 nucleotides long. RefSeq names its product basic helix-loop-helix family, member a15 (gene bhlha15). The record is from RefSeq and is a predicted model, not a curated record. Bases 143 to 697 code for a protein of 184 amino acids. Lineage: Eukaryota; Metazoa; Chordata; Actinopteri; Gobiiformes; Gobiidae. Gene Ontology annotation, molecular function: protein dimerization activity. The transcript has 2 exons.